GCGGAACAUUUAAUUUGAAAAUAACGAUGAAGAAUUUGCGAGCUUCAUGUCUGUGUUUCUUGUUACUCGGCUGGAGAGCCGGGUGUGGUUUGGACCGGUACUCCUCUCUGGGAGAGACUGUUACCCUGCCUUGUGCGGGAUUCCAGGAAUAUGAAAACUCUUUCAUUCAUUGGAUCUUUAAUCAAAGAUCUGAAUCUUCUGAGCUGGCCUCGGAUGGGAUGAUUACAGUCAAACAGCCAGAGAGAGCUGCAAGACUGGAGGUGCCGCCUGACUCGUCUCUGCGGAUACACCAUCUGCACACAGAGGAUGCCGGCCAGUAUGAAUGUCAACAAUAUCUAAAUGGAAUGCUUUAUAAAGGAGGAACUCCUGGUUUUCUGAACCUGCACACCAUUACAGUUGACCCAAGCAGAGACUUAAAGAGAGGCACUGCUUUAGCUCUACAGUGCACCCUGGUGUGUAAUGGUGGUAUUGCAGACUGCAGUUCAGCUCCUGACAAUUUUGAACUGACCUGGGUGGAUGAUGAAGGCACAGCCCUGCAGGGAGACAGGUUCAAGAUAACUCCCAACAGAACACAUUCCACUCUGUCCCUGGAGCUGCAGAUAUCAGACCACAACAGGAGAUGGAGAUGCAACCUAACUGAGGGGGGUGCAGUAAAGGCUACGUAUAGCUAUACCACAACACUUACAGGGGCAUCUCUCCGGCCUCGUAGGCUUCCGCCAGGACCUGCACAAAGGCAGGCCGCAGCAAGUCCCAGAACUUAUAGAACUCCACGGUCAGCCCGUCGAUUUGUUGUACAGCAUCAGACGGAGGGCGUUGGAGAGCUCGGCCAGGGUCAGUUGGCCCUCGAACUCGUCCCUGACGCCCUCGCCGACCGUGGGAAGCCCAUCCCAAAGAACCCUGCAGGCAUCGGAGUCGACGGGAUCCAGAGAGAAGAGAGCAGAUUAGAAAGCCCUGGCCCUCUCGUUUACGCUCUCCAGAUCCAUCAGAAGGGAGCCAUCUUCUGCAAAAAGUGUCAGUCUCUAAAGUGGAAUUGAUAAUCAGAGUCUUCAUCUUCUGUGCUGUUCUCAUAAUCCCCGCCAUCAUCGGAGCUGUCGUAUAUGUCAAGAGGAGCAAGCGAGCAGCAGAGGAAGUGACGUCAGGGAGAGAGCUCACGCCCGUCCGGGGACUUCCUGUCGGCCCUGGAAUCACUGCCACAUUGUAGGCUCUCCCUUAUAAAAGUUCACCACAAUUUGCCUUGUUUUUCAAUAUGCUUUGCCAUACCUAGCUCUUCUUUACAAUGCUUACCUAUGCUUUACCAUGCUUUCACUGUGCUUUAUUACACUUUGCUUGGCUUUUACUAUUGGAAACUUUACCAUUCUUUCACUGUGCUUUAUUACACUUUGCUACGGCAUGAUUUAGAUAUUUUAUUUAAAAUCAUGUAAUCAAGUCAUAAUAGUAGUACAGUAUUUCAUGUUAGAUUUUGAAAUGUCAAUGUCGGUAUGUAAUUCAAUAUGUUAAAGUAACAUUAUUCAGCAAAUUUCAUGUGACUUUAUGAAGCAAAAUCACUUCGUUCUAUAGAGUGAUGCAAACGUCUGGUCAUAGCUGUAGGCUUUUACUAUGAGAAACUUUUAUAAGGGUUGCAACACCUGAAAUAUUUGAUUGAGAAGAUCUUUACACUGGAUAAGGUUCAGUGUAUUGCUGUCCUCAGAACUAUACAGUGUUCAGAAGAUGUAUUCUGUGUUUUAAUAUAUGAACAGUAGUCUUGUACUGUAUGUUAAGUGUUCGGAGGCUACCGCUAAUCAAGUUUGUACUGUAAACUAAUGAGAAUGAACGCCAGCAACAACCCUAGUGGACCGCUGGGGGAUUGCAUGUGGAUUAUGGGGUCACUUUUGUGACAAUUCCAAGCUUGAAUCCACCUAGACCUGCUAUUCCUAGAGCCCCUUUCACACUGGCACUCCUACCCGGGCUACCCGGGUCACAAUCCCACGUAGUGUGAAUUGUCCCCAGCAAGCCACCUCAGGAUGUGAGUUGACACACCGUUCAUGAGCCGAUGCAAUAACAAUUCAAUUGCAAUUCAAACUCUCUCCAAUGGUCCAGCCUCAAUCAGACCCAGUGACCUACAGCACAGGUACCAGGAUGCAGCAGUUUAUCUACAGCCUAGCAUUUUAAAUAGCUGCGUAUCCUGAAUUAAAAAAAAAAAAAACAAGUGAACAGCAUCUUCUGAAAAGACCUCUGAAUGCUAAUUGUGAGGAAGUGACGAGGGGAAUCAUAUUAGUGUUGCGCUGUGCAAUGAAGCCCAAGGCUGCGUCCCAAAACAUUCCCUUGCACCUUACACCCUUCGACAAGUGUACACUUCGCGUGAUGUUUUACUGACGUCACAGAGUGUGCACUUGGGAGAGCGAGGGAGUAGGGCAUUGCAGCAUCAUCAUUCAGCGCCUUUACCUUUACCUUUGAAUGAGAAGGGACAUUCUGGCUUAUUCUAGAGAAUGGAACCAUCCCCUCUGCCUGUUCAACCUUGAUCAGGAGAAGGCGUUCGAUAGGGUAUGCCAUGAAUAUAUGUACAAAGUGAUGGACAGGAUGAAAUUCGCUCCUGGACUUAGGGAGUGGGUUAAAACAAUUUAUACGAACAUUAGUACCCGAGUCUUGGUGCACAGACAUGUGACUGGUAAAAUAUCUAUCCAGUCAGGUGUCAGACAGGGUUGCCCACUAUCCCCACUGCUAUAUUUCGUGUGCAUUGAACCCCUCCUGCAGGCAGUUCGUAGAGAUACCAAUAUAACUGGUUUCCAGCUGUCUGGUUCCAACGGGGUCCAGAUUAAAACAACAGCAUAUAUGGACGAUGUGUCACUAAUUUGCACCAAAACAUUGUCGGUACCUCGGAUUAGUAAUAUCCUUGAGAAGUUCUGCACGGCGACCGGGGCAGUGAUUAAUAAGUCCAAGAGCGAAGUCUACGUGUCUAAAAAUUGGCAGGUAGAUAGGGAACUGUCGAACACGAACCCUAUCAAAAAGGACAAAAUCAAGAUUCUGGGCCUCAUUUUCGAGAACAAUAGCUCGGGGGCCAAGAGCUGGAUGGUGGCCAUUAACCAGGUCAGUAAAAAGACUGGCAGAUGGAGCACAUGAUCCUUAACAAUGACGGGUAGAGUAUUAAUAACAAAAUCUAUACUGUUCCCCAUCCUCUCUUAUGUAGGAAAAAUCUUUCCCCCAGACAGGACCACCAAAAAAGUGGUGGACCGCAUUACCCACUGCUUUAUCUGGGGCAGCAAGAUGGAGAGAGUAAAGCGAACCACAAUAAAUAAAGUUGAAAAGAAGGGAGGUAAGAGGGUCCCGGGCGUUGUGCAGCUCAUCCGAGUGCAGGGGCUCACGCAAACCAUCAAGAACAUCCAGGCCCUGGACAGGAAGGUAUGUUACAUGAAUCAUUUCUACUUUGCCACCUGUCUCAGGGCCUUGGGCCUCUGCACUACUGACAACACCGUGCCGUACUCCUGGGACCCCCCAUUGAACUAUAGAACUUUAAGGGACACUAUAUAUAAAUUGGGCUUAGAUAAAGCAAAAUUGGCCCCCUGGGAAUACAAGGCUGUAACUAAACAUCUUGCCGGUUCCCAGGAAAUUGUUAAAGUAGCUACUUUCUCCCUCACCCAAAGCCAAAAAAUCUGGGAGAAUGUGUCUCACAGCUGCCUCAGCAAUGUCCAGAAGGAUAGCAUGGAACACCGUCCAGAGUUCACUCCCCACUCAAGCGUUCAUGUUCAGGAAGGGACUAGGCCAAGUAGAAACAUGCCCCUAUGCAAAGUGCCGCAAGAGAGAAACACCAGCCCAUAUCUUCUUUUUUUCCAGUCACUUUUAAAGCACCACAGGUUUUACCAUGUUGAUUUUAAUCUGUGUCUGUUUUAACCUUGUACAAAGCACAAUUGUCUUGGUGUUUUUAAAUGUAUUUCAAAUGCUUUUAAAACAAAAUGUAUGUCUGUACGCAUGAAUGAAUGUCAUCUUUAAAAGAAAUGUAAAAUGAAUGAAAAAAGAAUGGGUGUAAAUUGUAAAUAUGUAAAAUCUCAAUAAAAGAGUACUUACCUUUGAAUGAGCAAGAAGCUACACAAUGUUUUGUUGUCAGAUUGUAGUUUGAAGAAUGGCUGUAGCAUUUGCACUAUUCCUGUUCCAAAGAACAGUGGAUUUCAGCAAGUAGGAGAUG
Messenger RNA from Acipenser ruthenus (sterlet), 4156 nucleotides. RefSeq lists its product as uncharacterized. The record is from RefSeq and is a predicted model, not a curated record. Gene Ontology annotation, cellular component: external side of plasma membrane; membrane raft. Gene Ontology annotation, biological process: interleukin-15-mediated signaling pathway; T cell activation; positive regulation of ERK1 and ERK2 cascade. The coding region runs from base 27 to 1034 and encodes 335 amino acids. Gene Ontology annotation, molecular function: protein tyrosine kinase binding; MHC class II protein binding. The transcript is spliced from 5 exons. NCBI's taxonomy places the organism in Eukaryota, Metazoa, Chordata, Actinopteri, Acipenseriformes, Acipenseridae.